UCCCAAAGUAAAUUGCGGGAGAGUUGUCCUGGGCCAAAAGACGCACUAAAGAAAGCCCUCCAAAAUUCGAAACUCACCCAAUUUGAGUUUUGACUUGAGGCGCUUGGCCAUGGCUGGAACAGUCUGGGAGGAGGAGUGGGAGCUGUGCAACGACGACGGCUUCGUUUACAAGAGAAAGAAAAGAAGACAAGAUUCUAUUGCUGCUGCUGCACCACCAGUACCGGCUUCUGAUCCAGUGGUGGAGAAGAGGCAGCGGAGAGAGCGGAAGAAGAGGACGCUGAUGAAGCUGAGAGAUCAGUACCAGAAAGAGAUCGACCACUGGGAACGCUUGUCUAACAUGUUACAGGAGAUGGAGAAAAGCACCCACCAGCAACAAACUUUUGUUGAAUUUCCUUUGCAGUCGUUGCAGACCUCAGGUUCCGUUUGCCAGCCAUUGAUCGACGACCUCUUAUUACAGGCGGAAGCCCAAGAAGCUAUUAUUCAGAAUCUUGCGAACCUAUGUGAUGUGGCGGAGGUUAUGUGCAAGGCGUCUGAUGAAGGCUUGAAGCAAUCUUUCUUCGAACUUCCAAUAUGGGGCACUCCCUGUGGCCUCAUGGCCUCUCUGUCCGACGAGUGAUCUGUUGCGACAAAUGAAUUUGAUCAUAAUUCCCUUUGUAAUGAUUGUCAUGUAUUCUCUCAUGAAAUGUUAAAAGUUCUUUGUCAAUAUUCCGUCUCUCUUUAUUAGUAUC
Nelumbo nucifera (sacred lotus) is the source of this 728-nucleotide messenger RNA. RefSeq names its product cryptic loci regulator. The record is from RefSeq and is a predicted model, not a curated record. NCBI's taxonomy places the organism in Eukaryota, Viridiplantae, Streptophyta, Magnoliopsida, Proteales, Nelumbonaceae.